CGGCUACACUUAGUGAUUGGAGCUGUAGGAGACACGACGUAUACAACCGGGUCUCCCGAGGGUCCUUUCAUGCAAUCAUCUCUCAAGACUUUGUUUAUGUUACUUUGCUUGUCUUAUGAAUUCAAUGGGAAAAGCUUUAAUUGUUCCUUGGAGAAUUUCCAGAAGUGUAUGGCUUCUUUGCAAGAAGUGACGAAAAGCGAAAAAUUGGCAUUUGCAACCACCAAAGAGGAGCUGACAAAUGUCUGUCAGCAACUUCAAGAAGGCUUUUAUUGUGUAGAAAAUCACAGCAAAAGAUGUUUUUCUCCUUCUCAAAAACGAUUAUUCGAUUCCGUUGUUUCUGGAUCGCGGAAUGUUAUCGAGGAUUUAUGCGUUUCUGGAGUUGUACAAGAAAAUUACUUGAGAUAUGCUAAAUGUUUCAAGAAUGUUUCAACUGACAAGAGCAAAUGUGCAACUCAGUAUCACAGGAUGGUUCAAUUAUCAGAAUCUGAAGAAGAUAUCAAUGAUGAAGUUGAGGAUGGUUUAAAAGAAACUUGCUGCUGUUUUUGCAAUCGUCAGCUUUCGAAUAUAAUUUUCUGGUAUUCUGAUAAUGGCUAUUACUUGAGAUAUGCUAAAUGUUUCAAGAAUGUUUCAACUGACAAGAGCAAAUGUGCAACUCAGUAUCACAGGAUGGUUCAAUUAUCAGAAUCUGAAGAAGAUAUCAAUGAUGAAGUUGAGGAUGGUUUAAAAGAAACUUGCUGUGCUUUUACCGAAUUUGUCCAUUGUAAGUACACCCAUACAGUUAAGGAUUGCGGUCAAGAUGCGGGAAAUUUUCUUCAAAAUCAUAUGGAUAGGAUGUCUGGAUCAUUAAUCCACCAACAUUGCUCCUUAUAUACUUUUCAAUCGGAUGCUUGUGGCACAGCGAAUAUCAUCUUGACGAUAAACGAAUGGUGGAUGAUAUUCUCGAUCGUUUUGGCAUGGAAAAUUUGUAUGCUGUUACAAUAAAA
Molecule: messenger RNA, 983 nt
Organism: Centruroides sculpturatus (bark scorpion)
Lineage: Eukaryota; Metazoa; Arthropoda; Arachnida; Scorpiones; Buthidae
Exons: 7
Coding region: 70-981 (303 amino acids)
Source: RefSeq, a predicted model, not a curated record